This is a messenger RNA of Drosophila santomea, 355 nucleotides long. RefSeq lists its product as uncharacterized. The transcript is spliced from 2 exons. NCBI's taxonomy places the organism in Eukaryota, Metazoa, Arthropoda, Insecta, Diptera, Drosophilidae. Bases 92 to 355 code for a protein of 87 amino acids. The record is from RefSeq and is a predicted model, not a curated record.
GCCAGCGAUGAAGACGAGCCUAUAAAUUGAUUGGCCUUCGGCUGCAUUCAGUUUAGUGCAAGUGCAGUUCUGACCACAAUAUCACCAGAGAAUGUUCAAGCUUUUCGUGCUACUCGCCCUUUUCAGUGGUGGCUUAGCCGCCACAGUUAUCUACCAUCACCCGGUGAUCUACCACCAUCCUCUGCCGGUUGCCUCCACGCCCCAGGAGUUGGCUCGCCAUCCUGGCUACACCAUUGUGGCACCUCUUACCAAGAUUGCCCACGUCACCUACGACUCGGUGCCCAUUUCGCAUACGGCCUACGAACAUGUUCCUCUGUUCCAGAGGAUUGGUCAUGUGAAAAACAUUAGGUUCUAA